CAGAGAAGGCGAGGAGGAGACGGACUUGGGAAAACCAGCUCGUCCUAAACUCGAUAGCUGCGUUAGCCUUAAGGAUUAACGGCAGCCUUAGCAGUUAUUUCUAUCAUAUGAUAGUGUUUCCACUUGUUCGUUCAACUCAUUUCGACGGGGGAAGGCUGCUUGUCCCACUUUGGAGAGGGCUAGCACAGCGGAGGGAGCCUCGUAAUCGGUUGUUUCCCUGCUGGAGCGGACGGGGCUCUGGUUGUGGCCGGGCAGCCCCGCUGGACUGUCGGACGAAACCGAGACUUCAACACGGAAUGUAACAACAGCAACGAUUUAAAUCCACAGUUUUCAUGUUAGGAGAGUGGAAAUGCCCAUUUCAACGGUGUUUUGACAUUGUAUACCAAUGCGACGGAGCUCACGGAGGAGAAGUUUGAUUGGAGAGCGGAGUGCGCUUGAUUUCCAGUCCGAUGGAUGUUAGCCCUGUCCGGCUGUGGCUCGGCUCUCUGCUCCGCUUUUCCGAAAAUAACAGGUUAAAAACCAACAGGCACAGGUGAACACGUCUGUUUAUAACAAUGCUGCAGACCUUGCAAGUACAUGACAGCCCUGGCUUGAAUGCCAACAAGUCCACCUCCAUUGCUUGUCUGUAAACCUGGAAAUUCCACCAACCAUCCACUCCUCUUCAUCCUUCUCCUCUUCCUCACCUCUUCUUUUUUUGGACUAGUGAGGCUUGCAUUACCUGGGAUAUUUUGGAUUUAGACUCGAUCCCGACAUUUUAAAGAUGUCCUUUUUGCAGAGACAGUGCUCCUUGGAGCAGCAAGACAUUUAAUUUGACUCAGUCGUUUUGAGAUUUUGGGGUUUUUUGGUUUUUUUAUUCUCUUUCUAGUCAGAGGAUCCGAUUCGGAUGGAAAAUGGGAGACGCCACCAAACUGGCCUUCGCCGUUUUCCUCAUCUCCUGCUCUUCAGGUGCCAUCCUCGGACGCUCGGAGACUCAGGAGUGCGUGUACUACAACUCCAGCUGGGAGAAGGAGCGCACCAACCGCAGUGGCAUCGAGCCCUGCUAUGGCGAGAAAGACAAGCGGCGGCACUGCUUCGCCACGUGGAAGAACGUCUCCGGCACCGUGGAGGUCGUCAAGCAAGGCUGCUGGCUGGACGACGUCAACUGCUACGACAGUAACGAGUGUGUGGAGAGGAAGGAGAGCCCCGAUGUUUUCUUCUGCUGCUGUGAAGGCAACAUGUGCAACGAGAGGUUCCUGUACACCCCUGAAGCGCCGCCACAGAGCGACCCACACCAUUCAACUGCAUAUACCACCUCCAACCCAUUUUCCCAGAAGCCCCAGCUCUUCAGCACUCUCCUGUACUCCCUGGUUCCCAUCAUAGGCCUGGCCGCCGUUGUCCUCUUCUCUUUCUGGAUGUGGAGACAUCACAAACUGGCCUACCCCGCCGCCCUCGUCCCCACACAUGAUCCCGGGCCCUCACCCCCGUCCCCCAUUUUGGGACAUAAACCACUGCAGCUGAUCGAGGUGAAAGCCAGGGGGCGCUUUGGAUGCGUGUGGAAGGCCCAGCUGCUGAAUGAAUAUGUGGCCGUGAAGAUCUUCCCGAUUCAGGACAAGUUGUCUUGGCAGAACGAGUAUGAGAUCUACAGCGUGAGCGGCAUGAAGCACGACAACAUCCUCCACUUCAUCGGCGUGGAGAAAAGGAACAACAACCUGGACCUGGAGUUGUGGCUAAUCACUGCCUACCAUGACAAGGGGUCGCUGACAGACUACCUGAAGGCCAACGUGGUGUCCUGGAACGAGCUCUGCCACAUUGCCCAGACGGCGGCCCGCGGCCUGGCCUACCUCCACGAAGACAUCCCAGGACACAAGGACGGACACAAACCCUCCAUCGCUCACAGGGACAUUAAGAGUAAGAAUGUGCUGUUGAAGAAUAACCUGACAGCCUGCGUAGCUGACUUUGGUCUUGCCCUGAAGUUUGAGGCUGGAAAGUCGGCAGGAGAUACACAUGGACAGGUGGGAACGCGGCGCUACAUGGCUCCCGAAGUCCUGGAGGGGGCCAUCAACUUCCAGCGCGACUCUUUCCUGCGCAUUGACAUGUACGCCUUCGGCCUCGUCCUGUGGGAGCUCGCGGCGCGGUGCACGGCCGCUGACGGCCCAGUGGAUGAGUACAUGCUCCCGUUUGAGGAGGAGGUGGGGCAGCAUCCGUCUCUGGAGGACAUGCAGGAGGUCGUUGUGCAUAAGAAACUGCGGCCCUGCCUGCGAGACUGCUGGCAGAAACACACGGGUCUGGCCAUGCUCUGCGAAACCAUCGAGGACUGCUGGGACCACGAGGCCGAGGCUCGCCUGUCCGCCGGCUGCGUUGAGGAGCGCAUCGGCCAAAUGCAGCGCCAAGCCCCCAUCAUCGGCCCUGAGGAGAUUGUCACUGUGGUCACCAUGGUGACCAAUGUGGACCUCCCACCCAAGGAGUCCAGCUUAUGAUCGGCCAAUCAGAUGACACCGAAUGAGCUUGCAGAAACACGGAUCAACACGAGGGGAUGAACAGCCGACCCUGGUUGGUUGGCGUAGUGUUUUUUUUUUCUUUCUUUCUUUACAUUUUCUGUUUUUGUUGGGUUCUUUUUUUCUUUUUUUUUUGUUCCUUUAAGUGCAGGCCGCUACUCACGUUCAGGACACACCCUGCGCCCACCUCACCACAUCAGUUUAUAUCCACCUCAUUUUGAUAUGUGUGCCUAAGGAUUUUAACAUUUUAACGGUCAACACUCUCUCACCCCGAGCAAACGAUUCAGGAUAUUUACGACGACAAACGACGUCACUGAGUGACAGUGCUGACACGCUGGGACGACAACACUCAACACUUUGAUCAUGUCUUGUUUUUAUAUACAUACAUACACAUAGGAGGGCAACCUGUUCUGCUCGGUUUUCUACAGAGAGAGGAGAUCUUGCAGAGGAAUUUCACAGAACUCUCGGUGCAUUUUAGUGUAAAAAAGAAAAAAGAAAAAAGAAAGAGAAAAAAAAAAAAGACAAGUACCCGGCUCUCGAUACAUUUGCUGUUUUCCUGUGUGCGUUUUUUUGAAGAAACGACUAUCGUUCUGCCAAUAAGCAACGGCUUCUGAAUGUUUAUAGUGUAAUGCUGCUGUACAUAGUGUAUUAUGGACCCAGACAACUUGGUAA
This is a messenger RNA of Seriola dumerili (greater amberjack), 3146 nucleotides long. It is a transcript of the gene acvr2ab, whose product is annotated as activin A receptor type 2A. Bases 891 to 2456 code for a protein of 521 amino acids. The record is from RefSeq and is a predicted model, not a curated record. Gene Ontology annotation, cellular component: activin receptor complex; plasma membrane. Gene Ontology annotation, molecular function: activin receptor activity; ATP binding; activin binding. The transcript has 11 exons. Gene Ontology annotation, biological process: protein phosphorylation; cellular response to growth factor stimulus; activin receptor signaling pathway. Lineage: Eukaryota; Metazoa; Chordata; Actinopteri; Carangiformes; Carangidae.